This is a messenger RNA of Mastomys coucha (southern multimammate mouse), 1269 nucleotides long. Its product is annotated as PC-esterase domain-containing protein 1B-like. The transcript has a single exon. The record is from RefSeq and is a predicted model, not a curated record. Lineage: Eukaryota; Metazoa; Chordata; Mammalia; Rodentia; Muridae. Bases 1 to 1269 code for a protein of 422 amino acids.
AUGCCCCAUCUCCGAGCUCACGAAGUUCAGCAGCUGUUGCACAACAAGUUCGUCGUCGUCCUGGGGGACUCGAUUCAGAGAGCCGUCUACAAGGAUUUGGUGCUCCUGCUCCAGAAGGACUGCCUGCUGUCUUCCAGUCAGCUGAAGAGUAAAGGCGAGCUGAGCUUCGAACACGACGUGCUGCUGGAGGGCGGCAGGUGGGGACGCAUGCACAAUGGCGCCCACUACCGCGAGGUGCGCCAGUUCUGCUCCGGCCGCCACCUGGUGCGCUUCUAUUUCCUCACCCGCGCCUAUUCGCCCUAUGUUGAGGACAUCUUGCAGCAGCUGCGAUGGGGUGAGUAUGCCCCCGACGUGGUGAUCAUGAACUCGUGCCUCUGGGACCUGUCCAGGUACAGAAGCAAUUUCCUCCGAAACUACAGAGAGAACUUGGAGAGGCUCUUCCAAUGCUUGCAUCAGGUGCUGCCCGCCAGCUGCCUCAUGAUAUGGAAUACCACCAUGCCCGUGGCUGAGGUCGUAUCCGGGGGCUUCAUCCUGCCGGAUGCUUCGGGCGGCCCCACACGCCUGCGUGAAGAUGUGAUGGAGGCCAAUUUUUACAGCUCCUCGGAGGCGUCUAGGCGUGGUUUUGAUGUGCUGGAUCUCCACUUCCACUUCCGCCACGCAGGGCAGCAUCGGCUGAGCGACGGCGUACACUGGGAUGAGCGCGCACACCGCUACCUCUCGCAGCUGCUGCUGGCACACGUGGCAGACGCCUGGGGCGUGAUCCUCCCAGCCCAUAACCCCGUGGGAAGGUGGAUCAGGGAUGUUCCUGCAGGAAGACAGCCAGACCGGGCAGACCGAAGGCAGCCUCGAGACCACCAUCACCGUGAGCAGCGGGAACCUGCUGGGGCCAGGCAUUCUCCCUCUUCCAGGUACCAUCACCACCAUCACCACCACCACCACGACCACUAUAACCACCACCACCACCACCACCACCACCACCACCACAGCCCUCAGAGAUCUUCUUCCCACCCUCGAAACCUGCCCAGCCGCAGAGAGGACCGUCUUCCCUCCUCUCCAUCUUCCCAACAGCCACCCUUCCAUAGAGAUUCCCCGAGGCGCAGGCAUGGAUACUCCAGGGAAACCAACUCAGCUGAUCGUGAGCAUAGACCCGGCCCUAUCCGCAGAGUCUAUUCCCACCAUGAAACCAGGGAGGCUACCCCUUACCCUACCCGGCACCACAGUGAGUCACACAGAUCUCAUAGAAGGCACAGCCAUCAUCGACACACCUAA